Sardina pilchardus (European sardine) is the source of this 4606-nucleotide messenger RNA. RefSeq names its product NTPase KAP family P-loop domain-containing protein 1-like. The transcript is spliced from 6 exons. Bases 1716 to 3803 code for a protein of 695 amino acids. NCBI's taxonomy places the organism in Eukaryota, Metazoa, Chordata, Actinopteri, Clupeiformes, Clupeidae. The record is from RefSeq and is a predicted model, not a curated record.
GAGGAAGUGUUGGAUGGCACAAAAGAGCUGAAAUGUACCAUUUAGAGGUGCCCUGCUCUACCAUGGCUGGAAGUGUUUGGUAAACUGUCAAUUGCUCAUGAAAAGUGGACCGUCCAGUAUUCUGCGGCUCAGGUGAGCUCCGACACGAGCCAAACACGUUCAAGCGACGAUCAACUCUCAGUACUGAGAGAGGAAGUGCUGUGAGCAUUGAGCCUCAGAUUCCCCAGAGAGGUAAGGGGCAAGGGUAUGUUUUUAUUAUUUAUUUAUUUAUUUAUUUAUUUUCUAAUGAGAGGCUAAUGCAGAAUGCAGAAGAUGUUGGUCUUCAGGGGCUUUUUGAAUAAUUGGAGUGAUACAGAGUGAGUGGAGCAAAGGAGCUGGUUCUACUUUUCCAGUAACACUCUUACAAGAAAAAAGGUUCUUGGCGUGCUAUUUAGAACCAUACAGGCUUUGAAGAACCUUUAGGGGUUCCUUUGAUGAAUCCUUCAAAAUGGUUUAAAGAAACAUUUAGGGAUGCCAUAUGUGACACAUGCAACUUCCUAUAUCUCGGCUUCAUUGAAAAUGAGGGCUACCCUAAAUGAGUCUCCGAGAUUAAAUAAAUAAAGGUUGAAUGAAUGAAUGAAGGAAUGAAUGAAUGAAUGUAGUACCAUUUUUUCUAAGAGUGGCACUCUGGAAAAAAAAAGUAAAAAUAAAUAAUCAUAAUAAUCAUAACAAACAAAUAUAUAUAAACAGGAAGUGUUUCUCCAUGUUAAUAUUUUUACAAAUACAAUUCUGCAGGGUUUCAAGUUAAGUUGAAGUGCUUCAAGUUGUCAUUUGUGUUAUCAAAUGAAAUUUCCCAGUGGUAAAGUUAGCCGUUAUCCCUGUGUGGAAACAAGACUGUGAAUCUGAAAAGCUAGCAAGCUAAUUCCUACAGUGGCAUCGCAGUGGUAGUCGAUAAGGGCGAUAACACUGUGAAAUAUGAGGCAAAUGACAUUCAAAUACUUUCCAGAGUCACUAAGUCACCAAGGAAAGGCAGCUUAAAGUGAUCCACAUCCGUUUUAAUGAGAUGGAUAUGUUAAUGCUCCCUUCUACCCUUUCAUUUCUGGCCGAAUUCACCUUGACACAGCACCUGGCGACUCCUUUUUCUCUUCCUUGUGAAUGUAUGCCAUGACAUUUACGGUUCAAGACAUCAUUUUUAUUCAACUCACCAAAAAUGAGUAGAGCUACAUAACUAAAGUUGAUAUAUGCUUUGGUAUUAUCCACGUCUGCUGAAUAUACCUGAGGUUUGCACAUUACACUAAACUAUAGAAAUGGAAUAAUCCAGGGACAAUACAGCUUCCUACUCCUAUAGAAAUGCUAGUUUAUUUGUUCAACAAUCUCUCCCAUGCAGUCAAAUUUACACUGACUACUCUUAUCUUUAAUAUGUAGCUUUCUACACAAAUGAACAUUUUACAGCUGCAGUACAUCUAUAUGUGUCUGGUAGGUGUGGAAAAUAGUCAGUCUGGUCUGGAAGGCCCCAAAGACACAAAUCAGUGAUCUUGAUGAAGAUAUCAUCUGUGACACACACACGUCAUGUUGUGAGUACAAACACCGUCCGUGUUGUUGGUCUGAACAGGACAGGGCAGCAGAGCAGCCGGACUCUAGAAACUGACUCUCUGAACGGCUCGGAAAACACACCGGACGUAAUAACACACACAGUCGCACGAAGUGAGAAACCCAGAUGAACCCAGUUCUCCAAAAUGAACCAAAAAGAAACCUUCCUUGAUGAUGUCUACGCGUAUGGCCUGUCCAGGGCGCUGAUUAAGGUAGCGCCACCGGCUACUGUGGGCCUGUUCUCCAACUGCCCGAGCCGGACAGAAACUGUUCUGAAGAAAAUCAGGACUUACAUGAACAAAGAGGCGGAAUGGCGGGAGAAGAAGCACAAAAACGACAGGCCCAAGGCAGCUUCCACAAGCUUCCUCUCGCUCCUCCUCUCCAUGGUCUUCCUGCGGCCCGUAUGGAGUGAGGAAGAGGAGCGGAGGAGGAAGAGGGUGCGGUGGAUAUUCGUGCGGUUCAGCGCUUGGCACUACGCAGGCUGUGACAAGAUCUGGGCGGGCUUGGUGAUCCGCCUCUUCAAGGCCCUCCAGAAGGACUUUGGAGAGAUCCCGCUGUCUGUGUACCGCUCCAGCCAGCAUCCGUACCCCAAGAAGAUCCAGAGGGGAGGCAAGGAGACCCGCUGGAAGUGCAGGCAGUUUCUCUUCGUGCCACUUUGGCUGGCUGUUCUACUUGCGUUUGCCAUUAGCAUCGGAGCGAGCGUUGUGCUCGUCAAGUCCGGCCUCCAGAUGAAACGUGAGAGCGCGCUGACCUGGACGACGCUGAUGGAGUCGGUGGCUAUCGGAGCCCUGGGACUUCCUGCCAUGGUGGGCCUGCGUUUUUUCCUACUCACGCUCAAAAACCUGUUCUACAACCAAGGCAGGAACAUUCUGAAGAAGAUGAACAGCACAACGGUCAGCGAUCAGAUGGGGUUCAUGAACAAAGUGAGGAAAGAGGUGGCCGUUUUGGCCGACUUCAUCCACUUCAUGGAGAUCUUUGAGAAGAGGAAGGUGCGGGUGGUUCUGGAGAUCACCAACCUGGAUCGCUGCCGCCCCGACAGAAUCAUACAGACGCUGGAGGCCAUCAAUAUCCUGUUGUCGGGUGAGAAUGUGCCAUUUGUGUCCAUUCUAGCUAUAGACCCAAGUGUUGUUGUGAAGAGCUUGGAGAACUCCAUUUUCUUUGCCAGAUCACACUCGAACAGCUAUGAUUUUCUGAAUGAGAUUGUUACCCUGCCGUUCAACGUGCCUGAAAUGUGCAUCGAGUCCAAGUGUUCGGCAUUCAAAGUGCUUGCCAACAGUCACCUCGAGGUGUGCACAGUCGAAGAAGAAUGUGAUGAGUCUAGCGAUCUGGAAUCAAGAAAAUCUGUCCAGCUCUCCGUGCUAGUGGACUCUGAGAACACAGUCCCUUUCCUUAGUAAAAACAAAUGGGACGAGGAGUCUAUGGAGAAGGCACUGACAUGGGAGGUCUGGGCAAAACGAGUCAAAACAAUGACCAAGGAGGCUUUAGAGUUUACAUACAACCACAACAAACCGCUCCACACGUACCUGUUUGGAAACAGUGUGCACAUGCGAAGGAUUAUCAACUCCGUGCGAGUCACCAUCAUAGUCAUGGACGCUGCUUAUGGCGGCGUUGUCGUGGCAUCAGACGUCGCCACCUGGGUGGUUCUGGCCAAUAACUGGCCGUGCCGACUGAGUUGGAUUCUGCAGUGCGUGGAGGACUGGCAACAGAGGGCAGACAUGCACGGGAGCGUCAGUGCGCCGGCGCCAACUAAACCGCUUUGGGAGGUCUUCGUCGAGUCGAGGCAAGAACUACGCGAGCUCCAGGGCAGCAUUGAAUGCAUUCUAGAGCAGGACGGAGACCCAGAACUGUUUCAGAGGUUCCUGCAAGUGGAUUUUAGACUCACCGUUAGAGAGGUGCUGAAGUUUAAGCCCAGCACGGUCAACUUGGACCCCUCCAUCAAGAAGACACUAGCUAGGUUACGAGAGAAUAGAAGGAGAAAUCUUGCUGCAAAGAAGACCCACGUACGUCUCCAGAGAGCACAAUUUGCUGACAUGACCACAGAUGACAUUUGCAAUGAGAUGGAGAGGUUGAACCUGCCAGAGAAAUGCCAGCAGUUGCUGACGGCCAGCGGACUUGAUGGAGCAGCCAUGGCUUAUGGAAAUGAAGAGGAAAUAAGACAAGCCCUUCAGAUGACUUCAGAAGAGUGGAAUAUCCUCUACAGACGCCUGACGGGACUGAAAACUAUAGGAUACUGAAUACGAUUAUAUUAUGAAAUGAUAAAAAUGCAGUUUUCCCAUUAUUGAAUUUGAACACAAGUGCCUAUGUGUGCUGAAGGCCUUCUUGUUGAACAUUGAGAGUUGCCUUUUUUUUUUCUUACGUGGCCAGUAUCCUUCCAUGUUUUGUUAUGUAUAACACAAAAGCUCAAUUCUGCUGAGAACAACAUGUACACAGACAAUACAUUUUAGCCUUUCUGGGUUCUAUAAACAUUCAACAGUGCGAACAGUGCAUCUACAUUCUGCAUUCACUCGUAAGAGACAGCCAUGUCUGCCUGAAGACGGCAUAGGCCAAAACGUGUCCGUCUUGUGACAUGUUCUCAAUUUAAUUAUGAGUUAUUAUAUAGCUUGAGAGUGCGUUUACUUUUUUUGUUUUUGCCAUGUCUGCCUGCCCAUUCAUUCCAGUAUUCUGAUGGGAUAGGAUGAGUUUUAUUGGCUUAUACUGUAAUAUGGAAGGUGUUUGUUUAAUUAUCAGUUAAUUAUCUGUUAAUUUUCAGUUUGCUGAUUUUAAUGCUGUCUUCAGUUCAGAAGUUAAUGAGCAUUUGGCAGCGGUCAAAGCCUGAAGCUGUCUUCAGUGACCUCUCCUUCUCCCUAUCUGUUUGAUCAUUGAAGUGCUGUGGCGUGGAUUAAUUAGAGAUCAUAUGAAUAUGGGGCUGCCAUGUCAAAGAUGCAUUUCUGAGAAAUAAGACAGGGAAGAUUGCUUUGAAGGGUCUCAUUAUAAAGCAAAUAUUAGUUUGUGGUUAAGGGUUAAGUUUGGAAAAAUAAACUCAAGAAUUUCACCCUGA